Molecule: messenger RNA, 486 nt
Organism: Scylla paramamosain (green mud crab)
Lineage: Eukaryota; Metazoa; Arthropoda; Malacostraca; Decapoda; Portunidae
Product: myb-like protein X
Exons: 2
Coding region: 1-486 (161 amino acids)
Source: RefSeq, a predicted model, not a curated record
AUGAGGAUGGAAUAUUUGUAUCCGAUUAUAGACCCCAACAAGAAGAAGAGGAAGAAGCAGGACAUGGAGGGCGAUGAAAACCAGAACAAGAAGACCAAGAAAGACACGGAGGACCACGAGAAGCAGUACAAGAACACGAAGAAGGACACAGACGACCACGAGAAGCAGGACAGGAAGACGAAGAGGGGCACGGAGGACCACAAGAACCAAGACAAGAAGAGGAAGAAGGACACGAAGGAUCACGAGAAGCAGGAAGAGAAAAGCAAGGACAAGGAAGAUCACGAGAACCAACACAAAAACACCAAGGGAAGAAGGUCACGAAGAAGUUGCACGACAAGGAGGAACAUGACAGUCAGGCCAAGAAAAAGAAAGAGGCAGGACAAGGAGGAAGAUGACACCCAGGCCAAGAAAGUGAAGAGGCAGGACAAGGAGAAACAUGACACACAGGCCAAAGAAAAGGAAGAGGCAGGACAAGGAGGAACAUGA